UAAAAAUUUUUAAUUUUUUAAGCCUUUUGGUUGUAUCCAUUUUGAUAGCUCUGACGACAGCCUCCAAUUAUCUGGCUGAAAAACCCAGUUUUUUGACGCCUUGUGUCUUGGAGGAUCCGCAGUUUAGCAAAUGCCUUGCGAGCAAUUUGCAAAACAUGUUCGUACAGUGGAAGGAUGGUAUACCCGGCACAAAUACCGUGGGAUCCUUAGAUCCUUUUUUCUUAAAGCGUGUCAAAUUUGCACAGAAUACUAACAGCGCCAUUUCGAUCAAUGCGGAUAUGCAAAAUGUUUACGUCAAGGGCGCCCGCCUGUUAACAGUGAAGGAGGCCAACUACAAUCCCUCUAAAUAUGUUGCUCGAGUUCUUGCCUUUGUGUCCAAAUUGCGUUUUGAAUUCGACUAUAAGGUCAAGGGUCAUGUGCUGGCAUUGAAUCUCAACGGUCACGGCAAAGGUCACUUUGAAGCAGAUAAUGUUGUUAUUAGCAUGGAUAUGGCUGUCAAGCCACUCAGCACUCCUGAAGGCACUUUUGCCGAUGUGCAGCGUGUGAAAAUCGCCUUACGAGAGAUCGGUAAUUUCCAUAUCAAUCUAAGCAAUUUGUUCGGCGACAAUGCCGAGCUGAAUAAUGCGGCCCAUACCAUAUUUAAUGAGAAUUGGCGUGAAUUCUACGAAGUGCUUAAGCCGGCAAUUGAACAAACCUUCGAAACGGUUCUACUGGAUCGUACCAAGAAGAUAUUUGCCUAUGUUCCGGCCACCUACUUCAUACACAACUUUCACUGA
Molecule: messenger RNA, 776 nt
Organism: Drosophila hydei
Lineage: Eukaryota; Metazoa; Arthropoda; Insecta; Diptera; Drosophilidae
Product: circadian clock-controlled protein
Exons: 4
Source: RefSeq, a predicted model, not a curated record